GCCUUAUAUGGUUACAUGCGCGCGAGAACCUGUCGAAUUUAUCCAUAUAUAUAAAUUUGUGUGUGUGUGCGUAUAUAUAUAUAUAUAUAUAUAUAUUCUAAUAUGUAUAAACAUACAUGUGUGCUGUUUUAUGAUGUGGUGUUUUUUUUUGGGUGACCUUUUGUUAUUAUUGGCUGGAAAUUCAUUGGUAACACAACACGGUACCUUUAUAUAUAAUAUAUAUGUUAUACGUAUAUUUAAAGGAAGAAACUAGGGACACACUCAGGAUCAUCAUCAUCAUCUUUCAGUUUUCAUAUUGAAUAUCAUCACAAAUGGACCCAUUUGUGAAAUACCUUUGUACAACGUUAAAAAGAAAAAGCAAGGCUGGGUUGAAUGACAAAAAAGAAGAUUCUAAUCUUCCAC
This is a messenger RNA of Halteromyces radiatus, 402 nucleotides long. RefSeq lists its product as uncharacterized. The coding region runs from base 8 to 253 and encodes 81 amino acids. The record is from RefSeq and is a predicted model, not a curated record. The transcript has 2 exons. NCBI's taxonomy places the organism in Eukaryota, Fungi, Mucoromycota, Mucoromycetes, Mucorales, Cunninghamellaceae.